Molecule: messenger RNA, 1021 nt
Organism: Corylus avellana
Lineage: Eukaryota; Viridiplantae; Streptophyta; Magnoliopsida; Fagales; Betulaceae
Source: RefSeq, a predicted model, not a curated record
UCGUUGAAGUGAUUGACAGAUUGAUAAAGUUAUUUAAUUUGUACGUUUCUUUUUCUUUUUCUUUUCUUGUUGAUAAUGGGAUCAGUAUUUACAUUAUCUUAUAUUUUGUAUGGAUUAGGAUAGGUAGGAUUAAAUGAAUGUGGUGAAAGAGGCUUGGAAGAAAGUCUGCUGCUUGUUCCAUCGAAUAGAGAGGGGAGGCCCUCCGUUUCAAAAAGACUGCUUACAUCACUUUCUGUUUUCUACUUUCACACCGAAUUUCUCGUACGUAUUUCACCUUCGAUCUUCAUCUGGAUGCUGAUUUGCAGCCGUUAAACUGGUGCAAAUUUAAGACACCCCGUUUCUUCGGAGGCUGUGAAGCUCAAUCUGUAAAGGCAAGAAUUGGAAUAGUAAGUAAUAUCGUCAAAAGAAAAAUGGAAGACGCUACAUCCAUGCCUGAGAAUGGAGGACAACAGGCAAAUGUGAGAAUUGAAAGGAAUUCUUCUGGAAAAGCUAUCCAUCAACAAAUAUCCUCUUCUCCAACAGUGGAUUCCCCCGGUCAUCUCUUGAUUAGUAUUGAGAAGUCGGACGCAACUAAUGGGAUCCAUCAAGGAGCCGCUCCUAAUACCCCAAGUACGUCAAAUUCACAGAUUACUCCAGCAAGCAAUAAUUCAGCUGGGACAUCAAACGGACAGUCCUCAAGGCCAAAUGAAGAUCCUCAAAGUUCGUCCCUCAGCUCUACUCCUAAAACAUCGUCUUCUGAUGAUAAUGCAGUCCAUCAAGGAGCCACUCCUAAUAUCCCAAGUGAAGAUCCUAAAAGUAAGUGUCUCUGAUGCAGCGUAGGAUUGUGGUGAACAAGAAAAACAGCAAGUAGAAGGGAUAAAUAUUUCUAAGAUUGUGAGACUAUCACAAGAAUCAAAGAAAUCUUCUUAAAAACUAUAGAUUCUAUCUAUGGUUUAAGGAAAAACACAAAGAAACUCAACUCUGAGUAAUUCUUAUUAAACAAACUCAAUAAUAAUCAUAAACUAAAUUGUUAAAGGCUAUA